AUGCUCGCUGCACCACCCUCGACGUCCCCUUCGCAGCCAGGGGAUGCGCACACUUGCCCUUCAACGAGGCAACCGCAACCACCCCUCAAGCGCGCACACACCACCACGACCCCCACCGAGCAAACCACCACCACCACCACCCCUUCACCUCCCACCAAACGUCCCAAACUCGCCGCCCCAUCCUCAGCAACAGCGAACCCGCUCGAGCUCAAGCCCCUGGGCAACCUCAUAUUCCGGCCCUCGGCACACCUGACUCGUACACAAGGCUUGGGCACACUUUCGACCCUCCCCGAUGAGCUGUUGUUGAGCCAUAUCUUUUCUGCGCUUGAUGGGGAAGAUUUGGUCAGGGCGCAGGGGGUUAGCAAGGCCUUUUUGGGGUGGACGAGGGUGGAAGGAAUUUGGAAGGGGUUGUAUAUCGAGGUCAGUUGGGGAAGCAAAGAGGUUGCGAGCGCAAGUGCAGCACCGCUCACUUUGAUUUCUGACACCACAGAGAACACGAGGUCGGCUCCACCGCUGGCAUGGAUCCUGGCGGGCGUCCUACGUGCGGACCUUCCUUCUUCCUCCGAGCGAAUCCUCCGACGGGGAUGAACCCCUCCCCACCUCCCUCAUCACGACCCCUUCCCACCACUCGGACGUCCUCUUCCAGCCGUGCCUUUGCGCCGCUUUCGACCCCUGUCGUCUCUUUCGAUCCAACACCUUCGUCUCCAACAUCCCUCGCAUCUCGGGAAAGAACCUCCUCCCUUCCGACCUCCCUCAAGAACCUUGCAUCCUCACAGAUCUGAUGACCACCUGGUCCGCGAUCGACCCUACCUCCACUCAUCAAUGGACCUUACCCCGUUUAGCCCAACGAUUCCCCAAGACUCUCUUUCGAGCCGAAGCGACCCUCACGACCCUCCCUUCCUAUAAAACCUACCAUGACCGCUGCGAACUGGACGAAAGUCCUCUUUACCUCUUUGAUUCCGAGUACGUCAACAAGACCCGAUUCCUGGAUGCGGAAGGGAAGGAUCUAGGUCUAGGAGGGGAUCAUGAAGUACCCCUUUGUUUUGGGGAGGAUCUGUUCGGGGUGAUGGAGGGGGAACGACCGGAUUAUAGGUGGUUGAUUGUAGGACCGACGAGGUCCGGUUCGGUGAGUCGGAGCCGGACUCAAGGUGGCUUCGGACUCUUCGCAACUGAUCGCUGACCUUCUCGUUCCUUUUUCCACAAGACAUGGCAUCAAGACCCUAAUGGUACCUCCGCCUGGAACGCCGUCACCACCGGCUCUAAAGCUUGGAUCAUGUUCCCUCCUUCCCUCACGCCUCCCGGAGUUUAUGUUUCGGAAGAUCAAGGACAAGUGGAAGCGCCUUUGGCGUUGUCCGAAUGGUUCAUGAGUUAUUGGGAUUAUGCGCUGGGGACUUAUGGACCGCAGGGGAAGGAUGCGGCGCUGAGGGAUAGGAUGAAGGUCGGGAUUUGUAGAGAGGGGGAAGUGUUUUAUGUGCCUAGUGGGUGGUGGCAUAGUGAGCUCAAACCCACUCCCGACGAUUCGGCCCAACAAACUGAUGAGACCGGAUAAUACUCCUUUCUGAAGUCGUCGUCAACCUCGAACCCUCGAUCGCGGUCACGCAAAACUACGUCUCGCAACGCGAACUCGCUUCCGUCCUGCGCUUCAUGCGCGAUAGACCCGACCAAGUCUCGGGCUUCAAACGACCGCGAACCGAGCAAGAUCAGACUCGAGAAGUUGUCGAGGAAGAGGAUUGUGAUGAGAUCGUUUCGGAUGUAUUCGAACGAUUCGUGCAGGGUUUGAGGAAGGAACAUGGGGAGAUGGUCGAGAAGGCUUUGGAGGAGAUUGGAGGGAUGAAGAAAGCCGUCUCGUCGGGAUCGGGGAGCAAGGAAGAGAACGGGGUGCACGGCGAGAAGAGCAGGACGAAGGGCAUGUGGGAGAAGGUGAAGGAGGAUCAGGAAGACGAAGGCGGGUUCUCGUUUGGGUUUGGUGGAAAGGAGUUUGAGGAGGACGAGGAGGGCGGUUGGAGGUCUUAG
Messenger RNA from Microbotryum saponariae, 2013 nucleotides. NCBI's taxonomy places the organism in Eukaryota, Fungi, Basidiomycota, Microbotryomycetes, Microbotryales, Microbotryaceae. The record is from the annotation of a GenBank genome assembly.